GAUUUUAUAAUUCUCUCCGGAAGAAGAGCGUCGCAUCUUGUAAGGAGCCACAGAGGAAACUUCACAGUUCCGAAGUUAUCAGAGUCUAAUAUGGGAUUUGGCGUGCUGGGAGUGUUUCUGGGGCUGCUCCUGGAGGUCUCCACACAUGGACCUCAUGCUGUGCCCCGAACUUCCUGGAGACACCAAGAUUUAGAGCUGAUGGAGUUCUCAGAGCCCGGGAUCUUCAACUACUCCACGUUGUUGCUGAGUGACAAAAGGGAUGCUCUGUAUGUGGGAGCCAGGGAGGCCAUCUUUGAGCUCAGCAAGAAGAAUGUGACAGUCAGAAACAACAAGGUUCAGUGGACAGUUGCAGAAAACCCCAUGCUGAUGUGCACGCUUAAAGGAAAAUCAAAAGAGAGGGAUUGUCUAAACUACAUCCGAGUGCUCCAAGUCGUAGAUGACGAGCGGCUGUAUGUCUGUGGCACACACGCUUUUCAACCGCAGUGUGAUUACUUGAACCUCGCUGACUUUUCUUUGCAUGGUCGACCUGAAGAUGGCAGGGGAAAAUGCUCCUUUGACCCCUCCCAAAGCUUCACCACGGUCAUGGUUGAUGGAGAGCUGUACUCAGGAACAGCUUAUAACUUCUUAGGCAGUGAACCGAUUAUUUCCAGAUACUCUCCAUACCAGUCCCUGCUGAGGACAGAGUACUCCACAUCGUGGCUCAAUGAGCCCAGUUUUGUUUUUGCCGACGUGAUCAGAGAAGGGAGAAACCAAGCAUAUGGCGAGGAUGAUAAAAUCUACUACUUCUUCACUGAGGUGUCAGUGGAGUAUGAAUUCUUUGGCAAGCUGCUCAUCCCCAGGGUGGCGCGCGUCUGUAAGGGGGACCUCGGGGGGCAGCGCACUCUGCAGAAGAAAUGGACGUCCUUCCUAAAAGCCAAGCUGGUGUGCUCCAUGCCUGAGCUCAACUUUGUCUUCAACGUAGUUCAUGACGUCUUCAUUCUGAAGGAGUCGGACUGGAGGGACACAGUCAUCUACGGCGUCUUCACCUCCCAGUGGGGUAAUGUGGGCUUGUCAGCUGUGUGUGCCUAUAACAUGACAGCUGUGGAGGAUGUCUUCUCCAAGGGCAAGUACAUGCAGAAGGCCACAGUGGAGCAGUCCCACACUAAGUGGGUGCGGUACAAUGGCAUCACUCCUUCUCCACGUCCUGGAGCAUGUAUUAACAACCUGAUGCGACAGCAGAACAUCAGCAGCUCUCUCCACCUGCCAGACAAGACCCUUCAGUUUGUUAAGGACCACCCCCUGCUGGAGGAUCCCGUCCUGCCCAUCGGCAACGGGCCUCGCCUCAUCACCAAAGACGUCAACUACACUCAGAUCGUUGUAGAGAGGGUGCAAGCGCUUGAUGGGAACAUUUAUGACGUAAUCUUCACUGGAACAGAUAAGGGAGUCCUGCACAAGUCGGUGGUGUUUGAAGGAGACGUUCAUAUUGUGGAGGAGAUCCAGCUCCUGAAGAACUCUGAGCCCAUCAAGAACUUACUGCUGUCCUCGGAGACACGGUCCCUGUAUGCUGGUUCAGACUCGGGCGUUGUCCAGUCCCCCACAGCGUUCUGUGGGAGGUAUUCGUCCUGCGAUGACUGCGUCCUGGCACGAGACCCCUACUGUGCCUGGAACCGUCAUACUGCCGCCUGUGUCAGUAUCUUUGAUGCUCCCAGACAACAGCCCAGGAAUCUAAUCCAGAGCCUGAAUGGUGACGCAGACAAGUGUCCAUCAGUGUCACGUCUGUCUCUGAAGGACUACCGACAUGUGAGGGUGAAACCGGGAAGCUCUGUUGAGCUGCCGUGCCUGGUACCCUCCAAUCUAGCCCAGGUGAAUUGGAAAUCCAACGGCUCGGUUCUCACUGAGGCCUCUCGCUUCCACCUCAUUGGCGAAAACGGUCUCCUCAUUUACAGCGUGGCUCCAGAGGAUCAAGGUCAUUACGAGUGCUGGUCCGUGGAGUGGGCCCCCGCUGCUGGAAAGAACUUCACCCGCCUCCUGGCCGGAUACAUCCUUACUCUGGAUCUCCCGCCCAGACCCCCGCAGCAGGGGGGCCACGUCACCACCACCCUCGGCAGCCAGGAGACAUCUAGCACACAUGCCGCUGAAGGUAAUGCCUCCUCUCCUGUCGACACUUCAUCUUCCCUGUCCUCCUCUGGAAGUAGCACUCCCUCUGCCCUCCCUUCCUCCUCCUCCUCUUCUUCCUCCUCUACUUCCACCUCCUCCUCUUCCUCCUCUGCCAAGCCCCACAGCGUGGAGGCUCGGGAGGCAGAGGUGAGACUUCUGCCUCCCUUGCUGAAGGAUCAGGCCUGGGGGGUUCAUGCCCAGGAGGCCUUCCUGCUCUUCUGCCUCGCCUUGGGUCCCAGUGAUGUCCACAUUCACUGGCUAAUAAAUGGACACACUCUGGACACCCCCAUAAUGGAGUACCGCCUGCCAGUGGGUCAGAGAGAGGUACUAGUGAGCAGCUGGCUCCGAGAGGGGCCGCUGAUCAAAGACGCCCGUUACCACUGCGUUGCUGAGGCCAGCACAGGAAAUGACAUUUCUGAGGUGGACCUCCACCUCACUAUUGGAGAUGAGGAGAGCAUUCCAUCCAGGGAUUUGAACCAAUGGAGAGGUGCACUCACAGAGCAUGAGCAACUGCUAAAAAGAUGGGAAAAGGCCUGGGAAAGCUGUGAUGGCCACCGAGCUCUGUGAAGAUGUCACAAGCUUCACUUGUGUUGGCUGAAUCUAGGCGUGAACAUGGUCCUCAGCCCAGGUGGACCACAUUUUUGACAUUAAAACGAUCAUAAACAGCUAGAAUGUAUAAAAAAAGUCCCAGUGUCACUUCUUUGACACUGCAGUUUGAUGGACCGUGACGCGAAGCACUCACAACACCUGCCUUCUGCAGGGGCUCACCUGGUUGUGACGAUGGACGGUGCUGGGACUCCUGCCAAACCUGACGAGGAGAUGAACCUCAUUGGUUGCCUCUGUCCGAGGACGCAUGGGCUACCUUUUUACCAGGAAUGCAUUUAUUUCUAUUUUUACUGAUGAAAUGAACGUCCUGAAAGCAGUGCUUGUAUGGAACAAUAAAACAUGCGGUAUAUGAGGAAUGCUGAUAAAUGUUUGUAGAUGAUGCAGCAUCUGUGACAGGUCAGGCCUGUUUAUAGUGUGAUUUAUUUUUGCACGUUCCCUGCCUUCCAAAUCCUCUUUUUGGUCCUUCACAGCUACCUUGUAGUUUGAAAUCUUCCCUUGAGAAAUCUUUAUUGGGCAUUCAUUCUUUUUUUCUUUCAGAAUCAAAGCUCAGCCUUAUUCAAAGGAUUUGAUUCCAGGAAUGGAGCAGGUUACUGUGGGAGGCCUUUUCAACAAAAGUAUACCUCUCAUGUCCGACAUUUAGUAAGGUUAUAUCACCCAAAGUUAAAUUCAGAUAAAACCCCAGCAUCCAAGAAGGACUUAAAUCCAAGGAUGGCAGUGGUGGAUUAGUUAGACUGCACCUUCCUGCUUUCUGUCUGCAGUUAGUUUUUCUUUACUUUGAAACUGUGACUUCCUAUUUGCCUUUGAA
Seriola dumerili (greater amberjack) is the source of this 3547-nucleotide messenger RNA. RefSeq names its product semaphorin 4D (gene sema4d). Gene Ontology annotation, biological process: neural crest cell migration; semaphorin-plexin signaling pathway; positive regulation of GTPase activity. Gene Ontology annotation, molecular function: semaphorin receptor binding; chemorepellent activity. The transcript has 19 exons. The record is from RefSeq and is a predicted model, not a curated record. Lineage: Eukaryota; Metazoa; Chordata; Actinopteri; Carangiformes; Carangidae. Bases 91 to 2703 code for a protein of 870 amino acids.